Limulus polyphemus (Atlantic horseshoe crab) is the source of this 2612-nucleotide messenger RNA. RefSeq lists its product as uncharacterized. Lineage: Eukaryota; Metazoa; Arthropoda; Merostomata; Xiphosura; Limulidae. The record is from RefSeq and is a predicted model, not a curated record. The transcript is spliced from 10 exons. Bases 58 to 2151 code for a protein of 697 amino acids. Gene Ontology annotation, biological process: recombinational repair.
UGUAUUAAAUGUUAAAAAUAAAAAUUUAAAGUAUCGAUUGUAUUUGUAACAAAAUAAAUGUUUAAAGUAGAUUCUGAUAAAGAGUUUGAUUUAGAAGAUGAGGAUUUUUUUCAAGAUAUUUUUAAAGUCUCCUCAAUGGAAACAAGUCCAGGGUUGUUAAAGAAACAUCAUAAUUCAAGUGACAGAGGAGAAUCGAUUGAUGGACAGCAGUUAAAUUCUCAUACUUCUAUGCCUUCUUUAACUAUAAAAGGCACUGAAAAACAUACAUUUUCUUUCCAACAAAGGCUUGGAUCAGAAGGGGAUGGCCAACAAAUACCAUUUACUGUCCAGAAGGGAAAGGAUAACAGAACUUGUGAUAGAAUUUUUUCUAAAAAUAUAUAUUCUAAACUUUUGAUUGAAAGCAGAAAUUCCCCAGAAUCUUUUCCAGUUUGUGAUCAGAAACAUAAGUCUGAACCUAACCAUCCAAUAUCGGUAUUUGAGAAUGUUAAUACAACAUUCACUAACAUUCCACAAACAAAUUCCUGCUCCAUGAGAAUGGAAACUUCAAUAGAAGAUUCAACAUCAAAUCAGCUUUCUCAUGAAGAGCUUGACUUUCUAAGUCUUGACCUUGACUUUGAUGAUAGUUUUGCCUUGGAAGGAUUAAGUUCCAAUAGUAUGAUAAAAAGUAAUUCACCUGAAAAAACAAUAAGUACAAUUCCUCAUAAUACAAUCACUCAGAUAACAGUUACGAGUACAAACCACAGUGUUGAUAAGAAACCAGCUUUUGAAAAUGGGGUUUGUCCUAAAAAAUUUUCAGAAAAUUGUAAUAAAAGUCCUGUUUUGAUUAGCCAUGAAACAACUUUACAGCCAAAAGAAAAUCUCCAUCUGACACCCAUAAUGAACAAGGGACACCAACGUGAUGAGUCAUUAGAAGCUAUUUCAAAAACUGUCCUUCACCACAGUUCCAGUCUUUUAAACCCUGAAAAUAAUAAAUCGAGUUCCAAGAAAGAAAAUCAAGUCUUCUCAAGUAUUUCGGCAGUACACCAACCUAAACUUCAUAAUUCACACCUAAGACAAGAAGGUAAUGACACGCCAUUAAGUAGAAAACCAAGGAAAAGAAAGUUCCCGGGUCCUGCAGGGUUGCUUCCUAAUCUGCAACUGGGCCAGUCAGUGUUAGAGUUUUCUGCUCUGGACUCUCCAGUGCCUGAAAAGUCUCCAGUAAUUCCAACAGCCAUUGAACUCCCAAACUCUCAAACUGUAGAAGAAGAAUUCACAAAAGUUCCGUGGACAAACAUGUUGAAUGACCUAGAAAUCAGUGAAAGUGACCCUAAUAGUAUCCUAAACUUUAACAUUAGUUGGAUAGUACGAAAGGCACGAACAAAGCAACUCCCGAACGGCAAGGUUCCAGUUUUAGUAGUACUUAUAAAAGAAAUCGAUGUAAAAGGAGCAGAAGCUAGCGUCACAUUUCGAGACAGAACAGGAGAAAUUCAAGGAACCAUCCACAGAAAGCUAGUGGAAGAAUAUCAAAUGUACCUUAAGCCUGGAUGUGUACUGGUAUUAAAGCAGGCAAUAAAUGAAAGAAAGGACAAAUCCUCAGCAUCUACUAGUGUCUCUGGAUCGUCACCGGUUCUCUUUAACACAGCUGCUGGUUUUAUUCCUGGAGUAUCAACCAAUAGGAGAAUUACUACUCCACAGAAGCCCCACAGUGCCUCAUGGUCAGACUCUGCUGGAAUCCCUAAGCAUGAACCACCCAGACUGCUUCCUCCCACUCAACACCCAGCUAUUAUCAGAACUCCAAGAUCGCAGAUUCAACCAAACUGUGUGACUGAGUCAAAUCUGACUAAAUGCAAGUCAGCAGUUGAAAACAUAUCUUCAAAACACCAAAAUGUUCCAGCUAAACAUUGUUUUCCAAGCCAAUGUGUUGGUGAUAUGACAAAAAAAAAUAUAAUAGAAAAUAGGAAAAUUACUUGCCCAGUUUUGAACCCUGAAGUUAGCAAGUUUAAAUUUAAAACAUUCAAUAGAACACCUGAUAGCUUGAUGUCAACUAAGUCAUAUCCUUUUACAGUUGAGAAUGAGGAAGGUAAACAUCCUGAGGAACAUUUCUUGGUAGAAGAUGAACUGGACCAUCUUUUGAAGAACUUAGAUGAUGAAACUUUACUAAGUACUUGUUAGACAAUACUUGUUUUGUGGACUAAUAAAUAUUACAAUUGUUCAAGUUUCUUUACUAACAUGCUAUACUUUACAUGCAGAAAGUUUGUAACAGUGAUGAACUUCAGAAUUAAAGCAUGUACCUGUUAUAAACUUCGAGUAUCGUUGAUACGUGAUUAUCAGGGUAGAUAAAUAUACUUAUUUGGGCAUAUCAGUAUCUUCUGAACUAUUUCCUGGGUUUUCCUGAGAACUUGUUUCAAGCAUGUUUCACUCAUCCUUUGCAGAAAAUUUGGUUUUCUCCACAGAUGCAUAAUAUAAAUGUUAUCAUGACCCACUCAUUUCUCAUAUAAUCAAAAUUAAAAAUAUACAUUCCAUUAGUAUGUUUCAUUAGUAUCUUUUUGAAACUGAAGAGAUUAAUUUAUCCUGUUUGAACUAAUGUCAUAAUUUCUGUUAUUUGAUGUCCACCUGAUCAGAGUUUACGAUGU